AUGCCCUCUACGAGGGACAAUGCGACAAUGGACAUUGGUGCCUUCCAAGCUCGAAAUACAGACACCAAAGCGGCCAAGAAGAAGUCGCGCGGCAAGAGUCUCGGUCCAGGGGGACUCGAAGCCCUCAAAGAGUCAAUGGGAAACGCUACGAAGACUACGACACCCUUCCAGAUAAAAUCAAUACUUAAACCAUCCAUUCCUCUGACGCCACCUAAAGCUAUACCUUCGUUUGACGAGCUGCGAAAGCGAAGCACCGGGAAGGACAAGUCACAGGCCAGGGACAAUCAUGAAGAGCUUCUCAUUGAUUUCUCGACCCCGGGUCCAAGUGGACAGAAUGCUGGCAUAAUCUCAAGAUCAGGCGCGGAGAAUGUCGCAGACCCAUUCAGUCCUAUGGUGCAACGAUCGCCUAGGAGGGGUGGUGGGACUGGGGGAAGCGCGGAGGCUUUGGAACGCCAGCAGGAAGAAGAGCGGAAGCGCCAGGCAGAGAAGCAGGCCAUAUUGGAACGGAGAGCGGCGAGGAGGAAAUCUCUGGCGAACCGUCGGGUGUCGUUCGCACCGGAGGCUACUUUGCAUACGUGGAGUGUUAUGGAGCUUGCAGAGGACUCGACGACAAGCUCCGCCUCCAACUCCACAAGAAGACAAUCCUCAAUGACAGCAGCGCAAUCACCUAUCAAAUCGAUAACAUCGCCUGAAAAAGCAAAUGUACCUUCGACUCCUGCCGACCCGGCCGGGGACCCGCUUGUCAAGGAGUCCCCCGCGAAACAGAGGGAUGUCCACCAAAAGAAGCGCAGACGCAGAAGCUCAGGUCUCGCAGAACCCACGCUGGAUGCUGAGGAGUUGAUGUAUUCGUCGAGUCCUUCAGGCGAUGUCACCACCAACAGCAGUCCUGUUCGCUUCGAGGAAGGUAUCGAGUCUUCGGAUGAGUCAGACACAGAUGGGGAUACAGCCAUGAGUCUGGAGGAUGCGACUUCAAACACGGUAGCUUCUGAGGAUUCAGGGUCAAGCACUCCCUCCAGCCUGGAAGAACGCCUACGGCAGGCUGCCGAACAAGCUGGAACCUGCGGCAUAGACUAUGACGAGCAUGGCGAAGAUUUGACCAUGGAAAUGGUUACCGGCACUGUGACAAAUGCCUUUCAAGGCUGGGCACAUGGGCGAGCUCCUGAAGUCGAAAGCGACGAGAUGCACGGCCAAGAAAAUCCAGGCCCUUACACAGCGUCGCGUCCAGCACUGCACCAGAAUGAUACUGAGAUCGACAAUGAAAGUGAGGAUCAGAGUGGCGAAAUGAGUAUGGAUGUCACAAGUGCUGUUGGUGGCAUAGUAACGGCCCGAUCCCCCAGCAAGAAGGGUUCGAAAUCACUUAUGGCGCGUCGCCGCAGCAGCAUUCGUCGUCGCCGUUCGUCUGGUAAUGAGUCCAUGUUUGAUGAGACCAUGGACUUUACAGCUAUACAAGGCGGAAUCAUCAGUGCUGGCAUUGAAGAGACGGUGAACAGCCGUGGGUCCGAUGAAGACAUCAGCAUGGAAUUCACACAGGUAGCCGGAGGCGUUCUGAGUGGAGCUAUCAAUCGAGACUCCAUGCUUCCUGAACAGACCGAUGAAAAUGAGACGAUGGAUAUGACCGCAGCUGUUGGAGGAAUCUUGCCCCCUAUUGAGGAGCAGACCGAGCCUCAGACAGAUGUGGAAGAGCAGACCAUGGCUAUGGAUAUGACCAGGGCGAUCGGUGGCAUCCUUCUCAACAGCAACAAUCAGGCGACGAGAAAAUCACCCGGAGAUACCAUGCUUCCAUCGCCGCGACGCCUACCAGCUGACCAGACUACACCCAAAUCUCCACCAAAGACACAUAAACACAGAACAUCUAUAGCUUUGGAAACAGGCAGCCCCAGUAUUGCUAUGAAGCCACGAUUGUCGGGCAGACCUCAGCGGAGCGCCACGAAACCUGCUUCUACUCCACAAACGGCGCAGCAGCAUAGUACACCCGUCAAGUCACAACCCAGAACACAACAAAGUACACCCUCAAAACAAAUCACGCCACUUCCUGUGCGAGCAGAAUCUCCAAAUAAAACUCCAUUGUCCGCAAAUGUUUCACACAGAAGCGCUUCGCCAAAGAAGUUAUUCAAGGCCGAGAUCAAAGCCAGGACAUCGCCGGCCUCUACAAGGCGAAAUACACUUUUUUCACCAGGUAAUCAGACUCCCAGUGUCGUUUUGAAGGCACCCAAGUCACAUCUGACCCGUCGACGAUCGAGUGGGAUCGGCGUUGAUAAAGACGGCAUUGGCUCUCCCCGGGUUACGGAAUUACUAGACCGUCGGUCCUCGAUUGGAAACGCCGCACCUCAAUUCAAGCUUGUUAGUAUUGAGCCUACGACGUUGCGGGCCGAGGACCCAGAACAGCUCGCGCGAGAGGUCGAAGCUGAGAGGGUAGAAGAGCAGCGUCGAGAGAGCGGCAGAUUUGUCAUGGAACAAGAAGCGGACGAACCUCAGGAUGAGAAUGUUACAUUACAGCUGAAGGAUAUGAUUGAAUCGAUGACACCACAGAAACCAAAAUCUGGCAAGCUCAAGGGCAGGAAGAGCCUUGCGGUGGGAGGCGCGAAAGGGCUCCUGGGAAAACGGCCUGCAGAACUCGACAUGGAUGAUGAAGACGAGGCUGACUCAACUCCGAAGCGCUUAAGAGUGGUUUCCAGAGAAGGCAGCCCCGUGAAAAAGGUUCAUCUACCGAAGCCACCGACCAGGGACGAAACAACUGGCAGACUCGGCACAAGACUUCAGAAGUCACUCCAAGAGUUGGCCGACAACAAUGCGACUCCAAGUCUUGGAGCAGCCUCACCUACCAAAAGCACUGUUGCGCCGAGCCCAGCCACCACUGGACGCUUCAAGGAUAUCAGGGUCAACGACGAAGCAAGACCAGAAUCGUUCGAGGACAAACUUGACAACGUGGUUGGAGCUGUCGAUAUUUCCACGGUUCAGAUGGAAGAAGGAUCGGCCCGGAGUGAAGAGGACAAGAUCUCGCUCCAGCAGUUUUUGAACAUGACCAAUAUUCACUUCAUCGAACUGUCGACCACGAAGAGGAGGCACACAAUGGCACAGCCGAUGCCCGCCUCAGGAUCCGGACAAAGUACGGACGGCAGUGACACAGCGGACAACUUUGUUGCGGCCACCACUACAUUGCCACUCCUUGAACUGUAUCAGCAUGCGACGAGAGAGCUCAAGUCUUACAUUUCUGCAGGUCGCAAGAUCAUCCGCUCCAUCGAGGCUGAAACCCUUGCUGAACAGCCGCCACUUUUCCGGGAAUACGUCGAUGCCCGUCCUGACGUGAAGAUCGUGAUGGACAACCAGUUCCGCAAUGGCAAGGCCAAUGCCCGGUUGCAGAGCAAGGAGGGAUGGUAUCAAUGGAGAGCGCAACUGGUAGAGGGACUCAAGAAUGGGCUAGAGGGUAUCGACCGAGGCAUACAGGAGGAUCUUCAACUCUUACAGAAACAGCAACAGAUGCUGGAUACUGUGCUGCCUCAGAUGAACCGAGAACGAACUGAACUCGAAGGCCAGAAGGCAUCGCUACAACAAAGUCUCGAAGAACUGGACAGCGUUCACCACGAAUCUUUGACCAAUUUACGUCGAGAUUUACAGAGUGCUGACGAAUAUUGUCUUCAACGAUCUGCUUUGCUCAAUUCGUUGCAAGAACAAAUGACAGAAAAAGAAGAAGCACUCCUCGCUGCCGCCGAAUUGAAGACUGAGAUGGAAGAUCAGAUUGCAGAGGCAGAUCGAGUAAGAGAGGAGAACAAGGGUUGGCCGGUCGCCGAUGUCCUCAGUCUCAGGUCAAGAGUUGAUGCUAUUGAGAAACAGACUGGCUGGCGACUGAUUACUGCGGAAGAAGAGAUGGAUGAACCAAAUGAGUUUGGGCCUGCCCUCACCAUGAUGUACAAGGAUGAUCUGCGACUCUUCUUCUACCCUCAAGCUUUCGAAUAUAAGGCUUCAGACGCACAACGGCGCAGAUCCGGCAGGAGAUCAGCAUCGACAAGCGGUCCAACUGCUCCUAUCAGCUUGACUUACGCUCCCGCAAACCCAGAGGACUCCGACGUGAAACAAUUAGAGCCGCCGACCGAAAAACGAUUCUUCUUGCAGUUGGUCAGAAGUCAAUUGCACGCUUUUGCAAUGAUGCCAAAGCGGUCGGUGUCAUCUAAGACUAUGCUGUCGACAGUUUCUCAAGGCUGGGAUCUUGCAUGCAAGGUUUCUGAAGAACUUCGACUUCUGAACCUUGUGGGCAUCACGACAGCCUCAAUCCUAAGCGACGAGAAACUCGGGGUUAGAGUCGUUCUGAUCAGCCCAAAACAGGGGCGGGUUGAUGUGGAGUUUGCCAUGACUGUCGCGAUUCUGAAUGACGGCGCCAUUGUUGCUUCAACCGGUGUGACAGCGCAUCCUAUUUAUGGACGUUCAGUGGAAUUGCUGAGCGGUGGAAAAGCUAGGAAAGUGCAACAUGCCUUGGGAAAGGAGGUCGAGAGCAGGGUCCUGGGGAAGGGAGCAUUCGUCAGUGCGAUCCAUGGUUUCGAAGAGUGGUUGCGUGGGCAGGACAAGGCGAAACAGGUGAAGAAGCUGGAAGAAGUUGCGACUGUUUCCGCCCCUGAGCCGGCCCCCUCAACUGGCACAGCCAAAACAACAACAACAACGACAACAACGACAACAGCAAUCUCUUCGACCUCGACCUCGGCUUCUACCCCAGCAGCACCCAAGCGGUCUCCUCUUGCUCCCAAACGGACCAACCCACUCGCAAAGAAAGCUCUUCCAGUCCCGAAGCAGCGCCUCGAAAAGUUCAACACUCAGCCUUUGUUUCCACAUCAGCAAUCGCACUCAGCCUCGGAGAAAGAGAACUUUAACCCAUCUUUCUCGGUUUCAGGCGAGCUAUCUUCUCAACAGCAGCCGCCGCCGCCGCCGCCAGCACAUCUCGAAGGAAAGGGCACCGUCGACUCAGCUGCGUGGGAGGACGUGAUUCCCCGGGCAGCCAUCCCGCCCGAGAUGCAGGAGGCCAUGAUGCACACGCCCAUCAAGCGCGUGGGUGCGUUGCGGAGGAGUCCGAUUUGA
Fonsecaea erecta is the source of this 5064-nucleotide messenger RNA. RefSeq lists its product as hypothetical. Gene Ontology annotation, biological process: mitotic spindle assembly checkpoint signaling; protein localization to kinetochore; mitotic sister chromatid biorientation. The record is from RefSeq and is a predicted model, not a curated record. Bases 1 to 5064 code for a protein of 1687 amino acids. The transcript is spliced from 2 exons. Lineage: Eukaryota; Fungi; Ascomycota; Eurotiomycetes; Chaetothyriales; Herpotrichiellaceae.